Molecule: messenger RNA, 1773 nt
Organism: Penicillium angulare
Lineage: Eukaryota; Fungi; Ascomycota; Eurotiomycetes; Eurotiales; Aspergillaceae
Exons: 1
Coding region: 1-1773 (590 amino acids)
Biological process (GO): regulation of DNA-templated transcription; DNA-templated transcription
Molecular function (GO): DNA-binding transcription factor activity, RNA polymerase II-specific; zinc ion binding; DNA binding
Source: RefSeq, a predicted model, not a curated record
AUGCCUACUACGUCAUCCUCCAUCCAAAAAGCGCGGCCUGCAUCGCUUGCUUGUGCAGAAUGUCGAAAACAUCACCUGAAGUGUGACGGCAGGCAACCAUCUUGCUCUCGAUGCUCAUCCGCGCGCCUUGAUUGUGUCUUUAUCCCAUCUCGUCGAGGAGCGAGGCGAAGGCAGGGAAACACCGCGUAUACCCAGCGUGAUGCUUCCGCCAGCCCAAAUCCCAGCAGGCCAGCACAAAGCCAACCUUUUGAAAGAAUGCCUGAGCGUGACCUUUUGAGCAAAAACUCUCAGUCUUUGGAUAACUCUAAUGAUCUCCGGAGCCCUGCAGGCAUGCCUGAAACCAUAGUACCCGAGUCGCGAUUAGUUCGCCUCUUCUACGAACACUUUCAUCCAGCCCAUCCAAUUCUCGUCCCUGCUUCUCUUUACGGGAAAUGGGAAUACCCACCUUACUUACACCAAGUCGUGAAGUUUAUAGGGAGUCAUUACUCAGUGGUACUUGAUAAUGAUAUAUUACAAGAAUCCACUUGGUCGGUCUUGAGCGCCACUAAAGAGAGGACCUCUCACAUGGUUCAAGCUCUUCUACUAUACUCGACAAUCAUGCGCGCGCGCAAUGAUACUGCACAGACCGAAGCUUCUUUGAGUCAAGCGAUCGACAUCGCCAUAGAGCUUGGGAUGAAUAGACGAGACUUUGCGACUACGUUCUCAGGCGGAAAGCAACACGAAGCCGAAAGUCUGCGGCGUACUUGGUGGGGGCUUUUCAUGUGGGAGAUCAAUAUGGCUGUGAUAGAUCGGAAAAUCACUCUGCGAUGCAGUGCCAUUUUCUCUGACGUGUGUUUGCCAUGCGAGGAAUCGACUUACGCGUCUCUUCAACCAAUCCCAGAGCCACAAUCGCUCGCGUCCUUCAGGACAAGGAUAUUUACAGAUGGCGAGGCUGGAAAUUUCUCCUCCUUUGCAUAUUGCAUUGAAGCGGUUCGCAUACUUGCCCGUGUACUUGUCCUUAACGGGCUGCCCGAUGCAGACCAAGAUAAUUUGCAAGCCGUUGCAAAUACACUCGUCAGCUGGAUUCACCAUUUGCCCCAACAAAAGGUUGACAUUGUAGACAUGUACGGAAGUAUUGAUGAGAUGUUAUUCCAAGCGCAUUUCACAAUACAAUAUGCCGCUAUGAUCUUACAUCUACCUCGCGGUAACCUUCGGACAAAGUCCCCUGGCUCUACAUUUUGGACUUGUCCCGUGACCCUAUUCCGUCUUUCCCCUUCAUUAACACGUCAUGUGCACGAUGUGAAAGCUAUUGAAGCUUCUAAAAAGCUGUCAAACCUCUUAUCUGUGCGUGCUGGUGCGCAGGGGUAUAGUCCCUCCGUUGUCUUUGGAUCAUUGCUGUGUGGCCUUGUUCAAUUAUCUGCCACAGAAAUGCAUGGAUCGGAGUGCGCAGAUCAUCAUCAAAAUAGGGUUGUUCUGGUUCUUGGAUGCCUCAAGCUCCUCAAGGACAAAUGGUCUUUGGCUCAAGUCGCGUACUUUCAUCUCAGGACUACAGCCGCCGAGAUGAACACGGCCUCUACGGAAUAUUCGCCAUUUGAGAGUAAAAACACGCCAACUCAGCCAACCGAGCCCAUGCUUAUGGAGAAUGCUAUAUCCAGUCCCAUGUACGAUAUUGCGAUGAAUGAUCAAUUUUCGUCAAGGCUUUUAUCAGAAUACACGGAUGCUGCCUGCGGUGAGGUGUUUCCCUUGUUUCAAAUGUUUAAUACUGAAAAUCUACCAAACAACCUUAAUCAAUGA